GGCUGACAAUUCACUCGCUACUGUGACGGAGUAAGUGCUCGCCUUGUCGGAGCGAAAGUACCGCGACUUUGGUUAUUGUUUUUCGGUCCAUGCAAAGCACUGAUCUCGGCCAAUCGGUUCAGCUGAAUGAACUCUAUCGAAUGCGCCUGCUUGCCCGGCUAAAACCCCCUCGACGCAGUUCCAAUCAGCCCCAACCCCGGAAUCGGACCUAACCUCACCGAGUGUUCCGCAGUUGCCAAAAAUUGUUGUUUUGAAAAAGUGCAAUUAACGCGCACCAGUGUGAAGUGCAGUUCGUAUUGCAGCUGAAUUAGCCCGAGCGGAGGAGCCCACGGAGCGCCAGUUGCGAACAAGCCCCCGGCGAGCAAGUGGCCGUCGCCAGUUUGUUGCGUAGUUCCUCGCAUCUCAUCUCCUCGUUCCUGUCGCUGUGAAAAUUACAUAACAAGAAAAAAGUUGUCUGAAUUGCGGCUGAGAAGCAUUCGAGCGUCGGCGACAGAAAACCGGUGCCGUUUCGAAGAGGAAGGGUUUCUUCGCUUCCGCCCUGGCAAGCGAGAAAGUGGAUACAAAGUGAAAGAGUGACUUGGCGCCGGCAUCCAGAUCGUUGGAUUUGACCCCCUCGCGUAGCUGCCAAGGGCGCUGAGGACAAUUCGUGGCAGAAGGACCGUGCAGGAGUCGCUUCGCGUGGUGCCCCAAUCGCUUCCGUGCCGUGCGAUACUAUGUAACUGCACAAAGUGGAAAAAGUUGGUGCAAGUGAAGUUCAGUGUGAUUGAGUCGUUCCCAAAAAUUCAACUGUGUUUCGUGAAGUGAUCCCAACCCCGCGGUCAAGGGUCGGCCAAGGUUCAAGAACGAUGUCCAAGCGGGAGCGCGAUACCGUCAUUCAUCUGGUCGCAGGAGGCGUUGCAGGAACAGUUGGAGCAGUAGUAACAUGUCCUCUAGAGGUUGUCAAAACACGUCUGCAGAGCUCAUCAGCCUUCUUGCAACCACCACGGAUAGCAGAGCUACCAGGCGGUUCCAACCCCACAUCAGAGGCCAUACUACGACCUGAACAACGAAGAAAAUUAUGUACGACUAUUUUAAGAAAAAGGCCACAGAUAAUUGCAAUAUCACACUGCGGAAUAUCAUCCUCAGCGAAGUCAAUGAGCAUAAUGCAAUGUUUAAAGCACAUAGUACAAAACGAAGGCCCCCGGGCACUUUUCAAAGGACUUGGUCCAAAUUUAGUCGGUGUUGCUCCAUCUCGUGCGAUAUAUUUUUGUGCAUAUUCACAAUCCAAGACAACAUUGAAUAAGUUAGGUAAUCUCCCACCAGACUCGCCAAUUGUUCAUAUAAUAAGUGCAACAUGUGCCGGUUUUGCAGCAUCAACAGCAACAAAUCCAAUUUGGUUCGUAAAAACGCGUUUACAAUUGGAUUACAAUUCAAAAAAUCAAAUGAGCGUGCGUGAGUGUAUUAAACGAAUUUAUGCGAAGUCGGGUGUGCGUGGCUUUUAUAAAGGAAUAACGGCCAGCUAUUUUGGUAUAUCCGAAACUGUUAUACAUUUUGUGAUUUAUGAAGCUCUUAAAGCGAAACUUAUUGAGCUUCGACACAAACAUCCAUUAGAUGGUAAGACGUCGAGAGAUUUCUUAGAAUUUAUGCUGGCCGGCGCCAUAUCGAAGACUGUUGCUUCAUGUAUUGCGUACCCGCACGAAGUUGCACGAACUCGAUUACGUGAAGAGGGUAAUAAGUACCAAACGUUCUGGCAAACAUUAUACACUGUGUGGAAGGAAGAAGGAAAGGCUGGAAUAUAUCGGGGAUUAGCAACACAACUAGUCCGUCAAAUACCAAACACUGCUAUCAUGAUGGCAACAUACGAGGCUGUGGUCUAUGUGUUAACACGACAUUUCAAUAGCGACUUCUACAGUCCGUCUUAAAAGGAAACAAAAAAAUUGUGAUGAUUCUCAUGCACUCAGCCCGCUUCAUCUCGUGGCAGUGCAAUAACGCUUAAACGAUAGUCUUUAAACGUAAGCAAAAGUAAACACACAAUAAAAUACAACACAAAAAAAAUGUAACAAAAAAGCACUCGAAACAUAUUUUUUUUUUAAUUUUAUUUAUGGAUAAAAAUUAAAAAUGAAACAAAUUAAGAUUCAAACUACGUUCUGACUGUGUCUUUGCGAAAUUAGACUUUCGGCUAGGCUAGUUCACUUGUUUCCUACGAGUUUCAUUAAAGUUAAAACAAAAUAAUUAAAACCAGCAGACAACGGAAGUAACAGAAAACACCAACAAUUUAAACUGUAAAAAAGUCAGAAUCGAUAGUAGCUCUUAAGUCGGAUGCAAGAAGUAAUUUGAUAACCAAAAAACAUGAAAAAAAAAACAGAAAAUGCAUAACAUUAGUUGAUCGUUAUAUUGUGAUGUUGUAGAUCUAUAGGAUCCUUAUAGAUCUAUUUAUUUAAACGAAGGAGUAAAUGAAAGAAUUCGAUUUUUUCAUAACCACGAAAGAAGAAUUGAAAAAAAUGUUCUAAAUAUUGUAUUUUUUAAUCAUAUACACAAACAAAUAUUUAAAACAAUACCGAGCACAUAAUAUCACCAAGUUAUAACGAAUUUUUCAAAUAUUCAGAUUACACCCAUUGAUGUCCUCCAUUUUAAUUUCCAUUCACUUGGCACCGUUCAUAGUUUCGUCUAAGAGUCCUUUGCCGGCUCCUUUUGUCUCUUAACAUUAAUACACGCAAUAAACACAAAAUAAAACAAACAAAAAAAUAUGAAAUUGAAUUGCUAAAUAUCAGUGACGCUUCUACGUAAUCUCUUCACGAGAAUAUCUAAUAUUGUGGUUGCAAAAUAUUCGAGAAAGAUACAAUAAUUUUUCUUAGAAAAGUAACGAGUUUCUCCCAGCAUAACUAUUUUUGGAUCAUGCGAGAAAAUUGAAUGUAACGUAAAUUGAAAAGAAAAGGCUGCUCUGUUAUUUUUUUAAUGAACAUUAUUAUGAAAUAAUGGUGUAAAAAAGAAAGAUGUUCUGUAAAUAGUAAAUUUAGUGUGUAAUUAGUAGUGUAGAGUAGUGAGUUGCGUGUGUGAACGAGAACGCGAGAGAGAGAGAGUUAAUUAUUAUGUUAAUAGUGAUUAAGUGAAUCAAUAAAAACUGAAGUUUUUUGUUA
Messenger RNA from Hermetia illucens (black soldier fly), 3116 nucleotides. It is a transcript of the gene Rim2, whose product is annotated as mitochondrial carrier protein Rim2. Gene Ontology annotation, cellular component: mitochondrion. The transcript has 7 exons. Gene Ontology annotation, biological process: pyrimidine nucleotide import into mitochondrion. Bases 846 to 1901 code for a protein of 351 amino acids. Gene Ontology annotation, molecular function: pyrimidine nucleotide transmembrane transporter activity. The record is from RefSeq and is a predicted model, not a curated record. NCBI's taxonomy places the organism in Eukaryota, Metazoa, Arthropoda, Insecta, Diptera, Stratiomyidae.